Molecule: messenger RNA, 2394 nt
Organism: Symbiodinium necroappetens
Lineage: Eukaryota; Dinophyceae; Suessiales; Symbiodiniaceae
Source: the annotation of a GenBank genome assembly
AUGGACCAGGACACGGCGAGUUCCACCAGGAGGUCCGUCUUGGACAGCACGGAAGCCACGGCAAGGGCGCACAGCUACGAGUCGGCUCUGCAAAGGGAGAGUCGACCGAAGGCACUCGCAGUUGCCACGGUCGUUCUGCUCCUUCCCAUCACCUUGGCCAUCCUGCAGCUUCUGCUCGCAUUCAGAGUUGCGAGCAAGCUGGUCGGUAUGUGGCCGGUCGCUCCUGUGAAGGAGGAGUCUGCCGCACUGCCACGGGUCACUUUGGGAGGGACCACCCUGCAGCUCAAAGCGAAGCAAGAGCCGGUCCUGGAGAUGAUGUCCUUGUCGGUGAUGUUGCUGGCCUUGGGUUGUGGUAUAUACUUCUGCAUUGCCUGGACGGCUCUGGUGCCUGGGCCUUUUUUGCAGCAGCUCAGCUGUAACACGACCGCCUCUGCGGACGUGUCCCCGAUGGUUGCCGAGACGCUUCGGAGCUUCUGCUGGGCUGGGGCUCGCUGGGAGGGGGUCACACGCAGGGAGGCAGAGCUUUUGCUGAGCGGUCUCGAGCGCAGCUUGGCGAUGGAGCCUGGCGAAGGUGCGGUGCUGGAGUUCGGUGUUGGCGUGGGCGAAACCACCUUGUGGAUUAGUCGUUUUCUGGACAUUUAUGCCCAGGUCAGUGGGGAGCCCAGAAGGGCGCAUCAUGUCUACGACCCGUUCAAAGGUCCCGGCUUCCCGAAGCGUGAUCGUAUGAGAGACAAGCUGCUGAGCAAUGUGUGGCGGAGCUGGCCUGGGAGGGUUGCACAAGGGAUUGUCAAGACACGGCGGUGGCUCUUUGAUUUCUUCUUGUGGAGCCAGGGUGCUAGGAUGCCAGAGGUCCAUGAAGGAUAUAUGGUGCAAGUCUCCGAAAGAGCCUUGCCUUCGAAGGUCGCCUUUGCACUCGUGGAUGCAGAUAGCUAUCCACAAACCAUCCUGCCACUGAAGCUGGUCUACAAAAGGCUUGGAGCCCACAGCGAAGUUUACGUGCACGGUUACCGGCAGCAGUCCUGCCCUGGGGUCCAUGACGCAGUGAAGCAUUUCUUCAAAGGCGGCAACAGGGGAGUCUACAGCUGGGGCCAUGGCUCCCAAGGCGUCUCUUGGGCAGUAGCUGGCCCACGGCUUGCCUACAAUACUUCUCACGUACAUAUGGCCAAGCUGGGCUGGAAGUGGAGCCCCGUGAUGGCCCGAACGGUGCGGGCUCCAGACCUGAAGGCAGUCCUCAAUGUCCAGUUCCAGUCGAAGAAGCGCCUCGAGGGCAGAGUGAGGUGGUUCGACAAGGACAAGGGCUUCGGCAAGAUCCUGCCCUUGGACUCGCGACCUGGCCAGGAUGCACCCGAGGAGAUCUUCGUACACAAGAAGCAAAUCGAAGAUGGCACUGAGGGCGACAACUAUGCCGCGCUGGCACCGGGAGCACUGGUGUCGUUUGAGAUGAUCACACAGGAUGAUGGGAAGCCGUGUGCCGGCAAAGUGCGUGUUCAGGGCUUCGCCAAGAUCGUGCAGAAUGGCUUGACCAUCGCGGCAGGAGCUGCGCUCUCAGCCAGGGAAGCCAAGCUGCGCCAGCUCCUCCUUCAGGGUCUGAAAGCAGGCGUUUUCCAAGAGAAAGGCCACAAGAAGGCAUUGAUGGAAGAUGGCUUCCUCGAAGGAACCAGCCGCGAGGUUGGCAUGCUCGGCAGCACUGUCAAGUCUGCGGCAAUGGCUGUUUACGCCGUGAUGGACGGUCAUGCAGGAAUUUCCUGCAGCAACUUCGUCGCACUGAAUCUGGAGCGAAACAUCCUCGACUCCUUGAGGGAUCAGCGCAAGCGAGACGCGAACGCUGAACAGGUCUUGAAGUCGGCCUUGCUGGCAGGCUUCAAGGUCACCGAGCAUACCUUCCACCAGUACGCCAACAAGCUGGAAGGCGGUGCAGGUCGGACCUGGGCAACUUCUGGCAGCACCUGCUGCGCAGCUUGCUUGGCUGGGCCCGACGAGGAGGGACGUCUCAGACUAUUGAUUGCAAAUGUGGGCGACAGCAGGGCCAUUCUCGGCAAGAAGGACGGUUUUGCGGUGAGGCUCUCGGUAGACCACCGCCCAGACAACACAGCAGAGAAGAGGAGAGUGGAACAACAAGGCGGUACCGUGGCCCCCUUCGGCGGUGCUCACCGUGCAGUGACCUCGAUCUUCUUCCGGCUUGGGCAAUGCUUUCUUGCUUCUGAUGAUAGAGAGGCCAAAGCAGUACAUGCAGUAACCACGGCCGUUUGCACUUUGCUACAUUCCCAAAGCUCAGCGGACAGAGCCAUGUCCCAACAUGCUGAGUCCGGAGAUGAAGCUGCUCUGCCAGCUGGCACUAUGUCAUUUUCUCUUGUUGUCGCCGUUCAGGCUCAUCAUUCUGUAUAUAUGCAUUGA